Molecule: messenger RNA, 1594 nt
Organism: Fukomys damarensis (Damara mole-rat)
Lineage: Eukaryota; Metazoa; Chordata; Mammalia; Rodentia; Bathyergidae
Gene: Zfpm1
Product: zinc finger protein, FOG family member 1
Exons: 10
Coding region: 107-1594 (495 amino acids)
Biological process (GO): erythrocyte differentiation; positive regulation of transcription by RNA polymerase II; negative regulation of transcription by RNA polymerase II
Cellular component (GO): nucleus
Molecular function (GO): RNA polymerase II-specific DNA-binding transcription factor binding
Source: RefSeq, a predicted model, not a curated record
AAGAGCACAGGAAGCUCCCACCCGCGCCAGUAAUAACUUCGCGCCUCGGUGGCCAGAGCUGGACGCCUCCCCCCGGCCAGUCCGGAGUGGAGGUUCUCCUGGAGAUAUGGACACUGCAGAGGGGGCCCAGGCCCCGGACACCAGCCUCGAGGAGCAGGAGGCCCUGGCACCAGAGCCCACAGCUGUAGGGAGGCCGGAGCCCCUGAGCCCGUCCACUGCCGACGUGAAUCCACCCCUGGCACCAUCUCCAGCGCCAGCGCACCCCACAUCCCUGGGAGCCCCCGAGGAAAUGGAGGGUCCAGGGCCCGAGACGCGGCAAGAGGAGGCAGCCAGCCCCUGGGCUGGGCCAGAGGAGCUGGAGCUGGAGCUGCGGGAUGGACAGAGACGCGUGCAGGCCCGACUCAGCCUCGCCGAGGGCCUGUGCUGGGGCCCAUUCCACGGGAGCAUCCAGACCAGAGCAGCGCCGCCUGGGCUGACGGAGCCGAGCCCAGCCCUGACCCUGCUGCUCACUGACAAGGCCUGCUGGCUGAGGACGCUGCCCCAGGCCCUGACCGAGGCUGACGCCAACUCGGAGAUCUACAGGAAGGGUGACAGCCUGUGGUGCAGGGUCACCAGGCUGGUGCCCCCGGGUGAGGCCCUGCGUGUGCUUCUAACGGCCGAGCCCCGAGGCACCCCCAGUCAUCCCAUGAAGGAGGAACCAGCAGAGCCCGAGAACCCUGCUCCAGCACCCCCCGACAUCCAGCUGCUGCCCCAGCAGGCCGGCAUGGCAUCCAUCCUCGCCACAGCAGUCAUCAACAAGGACGUCUUCCCAUGCAAGGACUGUGGCAUCUGGUACCGCAGUGAGCGCAACCUGCAAGCCCACCUCUUCUACUACUGCGCUAGCCGCCAGGGUGCCAGCUCGCCAGCUGCAGCAGCCACAGAGGACAAGCCUAAGGAGCCGUACCCCAACGAGCGGAUCUGCCCCUUCCCCCAGUGCCGCAAGAGCUGCCCCAGCGCUAGCUCCCUGGAGAUCCACAUGCGCAGCCACAGCGGAGAGCGGCCCUUCGUAUGCCUCAUCUGCCUGUCGGCCUUCACCACCAAGGCCAACUGCGAACGCCACCUCAAGGUGCACACAGACACGCUCAGCGGUGUCUGUCACAGCUGCGGCUUCAUCUCCACCACUCGGGACAUCCUCUAUAGCCACCUGGUAACCAGCCACAUGGUGUGCCAGCCCGGCUCCAAGGGUGAGAUCUACUCGCCAAAUGCAGCACACCCAGCUGCCAAGCUGCCUGCAGACACCCUUGCUGGCCUCCAGCAGCACCCAGGCCUGCACGGUCCCCUGGCGUCCUCGGACCUAGGUCUGGCACCCAUCCCGUCACCAGGCCUGGACAAGAAGGCUCUGGUCGAGGCCACCAACGGGGAGGCCCAGAAUGGCAGCGGCAGCGAGCCCUCCACGGUCCCCAAGAGCGUCAAGGUGGAGGCAGCCGAGGAGUCCGAAGCGGCGCGCGUGCCAGGCCAGGUAGAGCCUGCACCCCGGGCCCCGUCGCGGACGCCGUCACCACACAGCCCCAGUGAGACCCGCGUGAAGGCCGAGAUGCCCAGCCCCACAGCCUGA